This is a messenger RNA of Exophiala oligosperma, 1752 nucleotides long. RefSeq lists its product as uncharacterized. The record is from RefSeq and is a predicted model, not a curated record. Gene Ontology annotation, molecular function: amino acid transmembrane transporter activity. The transcript has 5 exons. Lineage: Eukaryota; Fungi; Ascomycota; Eurotiomycetes; Chaetothyriales; Herpotrichiellaceae. Gene Ontology annotation, biological process: amino acid transmembrane transport. Gene Ontology annotation, cellular component: membrane. Bases 25 to 1644 code for a protein of 539 amino acids.
GUUUAUACAAGAUUGUGUCUGACUAUGGCUCCCAAUCCCGAAAUUGAUCGUGUGGCGAGCGUCGAUGAGGAAACCAUCGACAUCGGCGACAAAGAACAAAUUCGGAUAACAGAGGAUGGCACAGUUGUUGACCAUGGCUUGCACCGAUCAUUGAAGCAGCGUCAUAUGCAGAUGAUUGCUCUAGGCGGUGUCAUUGGUGCGAGUAUCUGGUACGGUACUGGAUAUGCAAUUUCUGACUCGGGUCCGAUUGGCGCGUUGGUCUGCUUCAUAAUCAUCGGCAUCGAUGUCUUCUUCAUCAUGCAAAGUCUCGGCGAGCUGUCGACAAUGUACCCAACCACUGGUGCCUUUACCGAGCUUGCUGGAAGAUUCAUUGAUCCUGCUGUAGCUGUUGGCCUUGGAUACAACUAUUGGUACUUGUGGGCCUCCAACAUCGCAGCCGAAUACAAUCUCAUCAGCAUCGUCAUGGGUUACUGGACCGACAAAGUCCCAAGCUACGCCUGGGUUCUGAUGGCUUGGGCCUUUUAUCAAGGUCUCUCUUUUUUCGGUGUUAUUGUAUACGGUGAAAUGGAAUUCUGGCUGGCUCUUUGGAAGAUCAUCUGCGUGCUGGUCACCUUUCUCCUCACAAUCCUCUGCAACACCGGUGCCAUUGGUGGCGAUUACAUUGGCUUCCGAUACUGGAAGACUCCUGGUCCAGUUGUACAUGGUAUCAACGGUUUCGGCAAGUCGUUCGUUCUCGCUGCCGUGUAUUACUGCGGCACGGAGCUGGUGGCUAUAACGGCAGGAGAGAGUCGCAGGCCAAACAGGGAUGUACCAAGGGCCAUCAAAGCCACGAUAUUCAGGGUGGUCUUUAUAUACUGGGGCAUGACCUUCUUCGCUGGCAUCGCAGUGGCGUCUGACGAUCCGGCCAUCCUGAGAGCCACGAGCAACACUGGUUUGUCGCCAUUCAGCAUCGCCCUUCAGCACGCCGGUUGGUCUCACGGACCUGACCUGAUCAACGCCUUCAUCUUCACAGCCACAUUUUCCGCCGUCAACUCGUCCAUUUACAUUGCGUCGAGAACGCUGUAUUCCCUCGCCGACACGGGCCGUGCACCUCGAUUUCUGGCCAAGACAGGCUGGAGGGGUGUCCCCGUGUACGCGGCCAUCGUCUCUAAUGCCUUUGGUCUGUUGGCUCUCCUCAACGUGGCAAGUGGCGCUGGAAAGGUCUUUGGCUACAUAAUCGACUUGUCCGGUGCCGCCACUUUUAUCGCCUGGGCUUGCAUCGGCGUCACACACAUCCGAUUUCGUCGGGCGUGGAAACUUCAAGGCCGUACACCGGAAGAGCUACCAUUCCGCGCGUUCCUGUACCCAUAUGGAGCCUAUUUCGUCACGGUACUCAAUAUCUUUCUGCUCAUCAUCCAGGGUUAUGGAACAUUGUUGACUCCGUGGCAGCCGGUUGACUUUGUAUUCUCUUACAUUGUCAUCGUGCUGUUUGUGUUACUCCUCGUCUUUUGGAAAUUUUACCACAAGACAAAGUUGGUGAAUCUGGCAGAAGUUGACUUGCAGUACGGGAGAAGGACGUACCUUACCGGGCCCGAUGAAUCAGAAGAGAAGCCUUCCAUCUUUACACGAGCAACGAGGUCGGUUGGUAGACGAUUCCGAGGUUGAUCGAGUGAUCAGGAAUAGUGGACUGGGUACAUACACUGUGAAGAGGUCUAUCGUUGUUCUGAGGUAGCAGUGCACAAAUCCAUUCUGUAUGAAUUCAGAUGAAAAAUC